Molecule: messenger RNA, 653 nt
Organism: Zingiber officinale
Lineage: Eukaryota; Viridiplantae; Streptophyta; Magnoliopsida; Zingiberales; Zingiberaceae
Product: pectinesterase inhibitor 3-like
Exons: 1
Coding region: 1-573 (190 amino acids)
Molecular function (GO): enzyme inhibitor activity
Source: RefSeq, a predicted model, not a curated record
AUGCUCUCCGGAGCCGAAAACCUCCUCGCCAUCCUCAUAGUCCUGGCUUGCGCCUCUCCCUACCCUUCCCACGCCGCCGCCGCCCCCUCGCGCUCUUCCUCGAUCGUGCUCUCUGCCUGCGCACGCGCGCGCUACCCCUCCCUCUGCGUCCGCACCUUCAUUCUCACCACCCCCUCCUCCGACGUUGACUUCGCACGGGCCACCACCGCCUCUGCCCUCUCCUCCGCCCGUCACUCUGCCGCCUUCCUCCGCCAAGGCCCUCUCCCCGCCUCCGCCGCCUUCCGCGACUGCGCCGGCCUCCUACUCCACUCCGUCGACCAGCUCGACCGAGUUUCCCGCCAACUCGCGGGCGACAAGGCGGCGCAGAGGCGGCUCGGCGACGCCCAGACGUGGGUCAGCGCCGCCAUGACCGACCAGGACAUGUGCCUCCAGGAGCUCGGAGCAGAGGAGGGAGCCGGAUCCGCUAGCAAAGAGCUCUCCGCCCGUGUGACGACGGCGUGGCAGCUCGCCAGCAACGCGCUCUACUUCAUCACCCAACUCUCCGACUCCCGCGGCCGUGGCAGGAAUAAUUAAUCUCGGCGCUUCAUCAGAUCAUGCCGAUCAGAUCGGACGGUUGAGAUAGUAAGCUGUACUUCUGUGGUUUUUUUUUUGGC